AUGCAGCUCUAUCGAGACUACAAAUUAGUGGACAUGAGGAAGACAGCUGCCAGUGGGAACGCUGGUGCUUUGCAUCAGAUUGACUCCGUACUGAGCUUGGUGGCCAAAGAUUGUCAUCAGGUCGGCGAGAGAUGGAAAGUCACUUUCGACAUGUCCUCGCUUUCCGGCAACCAAGAAAUCCGGCUUUCCGAGCUCCGCUUCCGCGUGCCCACCUUUUCCGCGUCCAUGGUGGAUCUCUAUCACGCGCGUAAUAGCACACUGGAAGAACGCGUCUUCCUCGGCAGCAUCAAGGUUACUCCGGGACUCUCCUCUUCCUCCUGGAAAGUCUUCAACGUGACUGAUCUCCUCACAUACUGGCUGCGUCGAUGGAGAGAGUUCCAGCCAUCUGCAAACGAGUCAGCGGCUAAAAAUGACAUAUUCCACGUUGUUGAAGAGGGCAGUGGUGAUGACGGGACUGAACCAUCUACACACUGCAAAAUUCAGCACCUCACCACAGACCGAGUGAUGAUUGUGGUGUUCUUCAAGAGCGCGUCGACCCAGGGUCACCAGAGCAGCUCUACUUUAAUGCAAACAGUACAGCACUCCAAAUACGUGGUUCUGGACCGACCGGGUAACGCAAGGAGACGCAAGAGGAACCGGAUGGAGCACGGACAUGUUCGGGAAGUGGCGAGUGGAAACGUUACCAUAACCGGGUCAGUCACAGAGUCCGUACCAAGACCGCUGUGCAGGCGAGUGGACAUGUGGGUGGAUUUUGACCAGAUUGGAUGGAAUGAGUGGAUUGUGCAUCCAAAACGCUACAAUGCGUACAGAUGUGAAGGAGAAUGUCCAGUUCCACUGGACGAAUCUUUCAAGCCUACGAAUCACGCCUACAUGCAGAGUCUGCUGAAGUUUUACCACCCAGAGCGCGUUACCUGUGCGUCAUGCGCGCCCACGCGCCUCACCUCGCUCUCCAUGCUGUAUUACGAAGGCGAUGACGUGGUGCUGCGUCACCACGAGGACAUGAUCGUAGAAGAAUGCGGCUGCCAGUGAUCAUGCUGGAGCCUGACGUUUUUCCUGCAUUAUGAAGACACUUCACACUUGUGCUUUGAUGGCACAAUUUUCUCUGUAUUUGUGUCGAGUAGCUAAAUGGAGUAAACCCGGUGAUUCAGUGGAUCCGAUGAUAAAAACCACUAGUCUACUGAGAGAACUGAAAUAUUUAAUAUUUAAAUAGUGUUUAAUAUGUCGUUUUGGAAGUGGAAUCAUUUCUAAUAAUUUCUGUGUACAAAAUGUAUAUACGAGUAGUUCAUGCUUAUAGCGUGGGCAGCAUGGUGGUGUAGUGGUUAGCGCUGUCGCCUCACAGCAAGAAGGUCCGGGUUCGAGCCUCGUGGCCGGCGAGGGUCCUUCUGUGCGGAGUUUGCAUGUUCUCCCCGUGUCCGCGUGGGUUUCUUCCGGGUGCUCCGGUUUCCCCCACAGUCCAAAGACAUGCAGGUUAGGUUAACUGGUGACUCUAAAUUGACCGUCGGUGUGAAUGGUUGUCUGUGUCUAUUUGCCUCUUUUCCACCAGGGCUGGUUUGGGGCCGGUGCUGGUUCACAACUGGUUCAAGUUGCGAGCCAGCUGAGAACCAGUUUGCUUUUCCAUAGCUCGCGGUGCUAAGUGAAGACACGUCAUUACGUCGCUGUAUACGUCAGUUACAUUGUUGUGUACGUCAUUAUGUCGCUGUAUACGUCAGUUACGUCGCUAUGUUUGCAUAAACCUUGGCGCAAAUAUCGAAGCAAAAACAACACGGAAGAAGCAGCAGCAGCAGCAGCAACAACAAUAAUAAUAAUGGAUGACUUCGCAUUUGUACAGCUGCUGCUUCUCGUCGCUUAAAAAUGGCGAUCUUUCGCGGUCUUGUUAUUGUUGUUGGUCUUAACAACUCCAUACUGAAAAAGUUAUCAGGUGCCCAAGUUAGGAAGAGAAAGAAAGAAAAGGAGAAGGCAUGUGAGGGGAUGCGCCAAAAAAUGUUGACGUGGAUGAAAGACAGUAGCGUGUAUGGACUAUGAUGGAAACAGAUCUUGUGUUCAGGGUCAGGGAUUAGGCUAUGAAGUUCACAGAAGACUAGAUAGUGCUGCGCUGGCCUGGCUAGCUGAAAUUGUAUAGCGAUUUAGCAUAUUGCAUAGCUGAGCCUGAUGCACACAGGCUAUGGGCAAGGAUUUAGUACCCGUUUGUCAAACUGAUUGAAAUGUGGUGUCUGUGUGAAUGCAACGAUCGUUAAUGUCGGUCGGACAAGCACCUGAUUAUGCAAUCCCCAUUCAUGGCUAGCUAGCUAACUCUGGCUUGUGUAACAGAAAGUCAGAUUAGUUCAUUUCCAUAAUAAAUUCAGAUAUGAUAAAUAGCAUUUCUAUCUUGGAUUCACGAGUCCGACACCGUUGCAAGGUCAUACUAUUUUCACGCAUUUGUGAAUUCGGUGGACGUUUCUGUAUCCACGUAAGGUCAUAGCCUGGCUUCUGUAGAAGUCAGUGCUCCCUCUGCAGGGAUAUUGAGGACUGUUCUAAACACACAUCUGAAUCUCUGCGAGUUUUUAUCUUAGAGACAUAUAACUGACACCAUUAGAAACCUUGAAGCUUGCAUUGCAAAUAUGUUUUCAAAUAUAGCCUGUAUUAAAAAAGAUGGCUCUUUGUAAAUAACAGAUUUCGUAUGAUUAGGCUACUAAUGGUAAGACUGCAUCAGAAAUGUGUAAUUCAUAUGUCUGCAAGGAAACUAAGGCUGGUUGUUUGACAUGGGCUAGGGAACAAGAACAGAGACAAGACAGAGUAGUGGAGGAAGAGAGAGAGGAUACAGAGGAGACUGAGAUGAACAUGGAGAUACCAACUGGUAGAGAGGAGGAGAGCCAUGAUGACAUCAGGUAGGCCUAUUAAACGUUUUAGUGUUGCUUAUUAGUUUAGGUCCAUGCUAAAUAAGACCUAAUGUUACAAUUUAGUUCCUUCCUAUCCUUUGGCCAGUGAUGGACUGGAUAGUAACAAAGUACUUUUAGUACAAAGCACAAUUAGUUGCUGUUUAGUACAAAGUAAAAUUAGUUGCUGUACUAACUUACCUUUUUGAAGUAUUUGUACUUUAAUGAAGUAGUUGCAUUUUGGUACUUGAA
Neoarius graeffei (lesser salmon catfish) is the source of this 3104-nucleotide messenger RNA. RefSeq names its product southpaw (gene spaw). The record is from RefSeq and is a predicted model, not a curated record. Gene Ontology annotation, molecular function: cytokine activity; growth factor activity; type I activin receptor binding. The transcript is spliced from 3 exons. Gene Ontology annotation, biological process: SMAD protein signal transduction; BMP signaling pathway. Bases 1 to 1029 code for a protein of 342 amino acids. Gene Ontology annotation, cellular component: extracellular region. Lineage: Eukaryota; Metazoa; Chordata; Actinopteri; Siluriformes; Ariidae.